AUGUCAAAGGUACUAACAGAGCGUUCAGCAGCAAUGACGAUGGUAGCGUCUAUGCUGGGUGCAAGCAUAUAUUUCACACCAAUUGCAUUUAGAUUUGUUGGAUACAUUUACGGAUGGAUUAUCAUCUUUAUAAUUGCUUCGCUCACAUCGUUUUCCCUGUACUGCAUCUCAUACUCUGCAAUAAAGAUCGGGAAAGGCCAGACAUAUUCGUCGCUGGGGGUUUAUAUAUCUCCAAGACUUAAGCAUGUCCUUGAUGGGUUUGUCAUUGUAAAUAGCUUGUCUGCUAAUGUCUGUCUUUACAGAUAUCUUUCCGAGCUGGUUGUGGCAGCCUUCCCCGAGCUGCUGCUUACUUCCUUUAGCUAUGAAACUACCAGAAAAGGAAUUGUGGCCGUUCUCUUAAUUCCCUUUUUCGCUCUUUCCUCCCAUAAAAACCUUUCCAGCCUCAGAUACGUAUCGCUUGCAAUGGUUGUUUCCAUUGGAUAUUUUAUCUUUCUUCUAAUCUCCUACAAUCUUUUUCUAUAUCCCAAGUAUACCUCCUACGAGGAAACAUCUUUCCCUCUCUCCAAUGGAUUUUCUUUUUCGAUUCCCAUUUUCAUAACAGCAAUGGCAUGCCAAUCGAAUAUGGUAAAGGUUCUGGACGAGAUGGCAAGUGACUCCAUGAGGAAGGUUAAGCUUGUGUCUGUGUGGAGUGGUGUCGGUGGAGGACUAAUCUACGGACUGAUAGGGCAUCUUGGAUAUUCUCUCUUUGGAAACACACUCAAUGGGGAUUUGCUAAGGAUACUUGCAGACAAGGGUUCUUCAAUUAAUAUCCAAUUAGCAAGUACUGUCGACAAGUAUCUCAUAUCCUCAAGAGUAGCAGUGUAUGGAUGCAUCUUGAUAUUUAUCGGAAGCUUUCCAAUCCAAUUGAAUCCACUGAUAACUACUUUAUUCAACAUUCUGCCCGAGGAGAGAAGAACAAACACUACCCGGAUGUUUCUAAUGGCUGCCCUGAUCAUGCUUUGCUUUUUUCUAGUCCUGGUUGAGGAUUUGUCUGCAGGACUUGUGAUAAGCAUAGGAGGUGCAACAGUAACAAACUUCAUAUCAUUUCUCUUUCCAUUUAUUUUUUUCAUAUCAGUGAGAAAAAGAUUCUCCCUCAGUACAUUUCUGGCUCUAGUUUGCAUUGCGGCUUGUGUUUCCAGCUCGGUCUACAUGUUAGCUAAUAUAGUAACUGGAAGGAAUAAGAUCAUGUAA
This is a messenger RNA of Encephalitozoon intestinalis ATCC 50506, 1230 nucleotides long. RefSeq names its product putative aminoacid transporter. NCBI's taxonomy places the organism in Eukaryota, Fungi, Microsporidia, Unikaryonidae. The transcript has a single exon. Gene Ontology annotation, molecular function: amino acid transmembrane transporter activity. The record is from RefSeq and is a predicted model, not a curated record. Bases 1 to 1230 code for a protein of 409 amino acids. Gene Ontology annotation, biological process: amino acid transmembrane transport.